This is a messenger RNA of Pseudo-nitzschia multistriata, 1808 nucleotides long. Lineage: Eukaryota; Bacillariophyta; Bacillariophyceae; Bacillariales; Bacillariaceae. The record is from the annotation of a GenBank genome assembly.
ACCUACAACGUAACUUGAAGCAUCUUUCCCUGCGGUCGAUUCCAAAGUACUGGUACGGUACAGUACAAGGAGUGCGCUUGUUGCUCACUCCCUAACCAUUCGUGAUUGACUACUACGUGCCUCACACCAAAACCGCAAGCCCGCUUGGUUUGUGUACCGUAUCGUUGCUGUGUCCAUCAAUCCAAAGAAGACGGCACCGGCAGCCGAACCUGUUCCACCAUGGGCGGCAGCAGCAGUUGCCGUUCCACCCCUCCCGGAGGGAGCCACCAGCAACGGCCACGGCCACGCAACGGCAACGGCGGAGGCCCGAUGCCGCCACCGGUGCCACCACCGGUGCCCGUGGCCCUCUUCCUGCUCGACGCGUCGGGGGACGCAGGGGGGGAUCCCUCUGCGAGCCGCCUGCUGGAAACCCUCGCGUCGGACCCCAGCUGGGCCCUCUCGUGUUCCGCGGCCGACUUUCUGGGGCGGGGUGGCGGCGGUGGCAGCGUCAGCAUCAGCAUUCGUCGCAGCAGCAACAAAACCAGCUGUAGAAACUCCACCAGCAACAGCAAUUCCACCAGCGACAGCAACGGCAACGGCAUUCGGAACCAGGUCUCGCGCUUUCUCAAAAGCAACGACAAGUACCUGGCCUACGCAUCGGUUCUCUUCAAGAGCCGGGCCUUUCACAAUAUCUACGGAGGCGAUCGCCUCCGGGCGCGGUCUCGCGGGAGCCGAAGCCAGAAGGAAAACAAAAACAAAAACAAAAACGAGAACGAAAACGAGAACAAAAACGAGAACGAAACCGACCCAAACGAAGCGGCGGAAGCCGCCCCCGUGCCGAUCGUCUCGCUGCCCCGGACCGGCCGCGGAAAGCCCUACGUCCCCCUUCCGGGAGGAUCCCCCGCGGCGAGACCGCAGGCAGAGCCGCGGGAGGAGGACGCCUUUCCGCUCAGCGUGUCCCACCAGUUCCCCUUUGUGGGCAUGGCGGAACUCCCGCGGGAAGCCAACACCGAAGCGCAGGGGGGAAUCUCAUUGGCCCCGGCGGCGCACGUGGUGGGCCUGGACAUUGUCGUCUUUGAGGGAUUCAACCGGAGGCUGUACUCGUCGGCGGAGGAAUUCCUGGCGGUCUUCGAGGACCAGUUCACCCCCAGCGAGUGGAGGCAGGGCGUCUACCACCACCACCAUCCGGGGCCUGCGGGGGCGGCAACUACGGAAGCCACGCCAGCCAUGAGGGAAUUCUACCUCCGCUGGGCCAUGAAAGAGGCCUACACCAAGGCCAUCGGUGUGGGGAUGGGCCUUGCCUUUGGGAGCUUCGAGAUCCGGCUCGAAGGGAUCGAAGGAUGCGGCGACGGCCCGUUCUCCCUCUCGGCCCGUCUUUUUGGAGCACGAAAGGGCGGCAGCAAUGCCGAACCGCCGAAACAACCUCAACCGCAACAAGAACCGCAACAAGAACCACAACAAGAACCACAACCACCAAAACGACACGGCUGCGAGGGCUUCCGGGGAAGGGUCCAUUUUCCGGGCCGGCCGCGAACCGACGACGAGGGGGCCUGGUUCGGGUUUUUGCCGCUCCGGUCCGGGGCGGCCGAGGGAUGCGCCUGCGUCUGUGUCUGCGAAGGAACUCCUCGGGAGACAGGCGGCGAAUUUCGCAACCACCCUUCGACAAAGACAGCAGCAGCAGCAGCAACAGCAACGCGGAGCGGGGGUGCCGGCAUUGCUGUUUCCUGGACGGACCUCGAGGCACUGGCCCGGUUUCACAAGGAGGGCGGCGAUCCCGGCGACCGCCCAGCGUAAAAUGAAAGAAAAGAAAAGAAAAUCAAACAAACGAA